This is a messenger RNA of Vicia villosa (hairy vetch), 3891 nucleotides long. RefSeq lists its product as uncharacterized. Gene Ontology annotation, biological process: CDP-diacylglycerol biosynthetic process; cardiolipin biosynthetic process. Gene Ontology annotation, cellular component: mitochondrion. Bases 341 to 1336 code for a protein of 331 amino acids. The transcript is spliced from 11 exons. Gene Ontology annotation, molecular function: phosphatidate cytidylyltransferase activity. The record is from RefSeq and is a predicted model, not a curated record. NCBI's taxonomy places the organism in Eukaryota, Viridiplantae, Streptophyta, Magnoliopsida, Fabales, Fabaceae.
UAAGAAAAUGAAAUAAGUAUUUUCGUUGAAUUGAAUGACACGGUAAAACUUUUUUACACUCUUAAUGCAUCUCAAUUAAAUCCUUAGUUUAAACAGAAAACAUUCAUAAAAACCAACCAGUAAAAAGAAAAAGAAGCGCAAGACACCGUCUUCUUCGAUCCUUCUUCACUUUGUCUCUGCCUUCAUUGCCGCGACUGAAAUUGUUGACAUACCCAUCAAACAAGACUUCGAAUUGAGCACGACCUAGAUUUGACUUAAAGAAAUCAAAGUAAAAACCCUCUAUGGGAAACCAAACAGGUUGAACCUGCACUAACUAUGCAUCAGCAUCAUUGAUAUUAAUAUGGAUAAUAAUACAGAAGCAUUUCAAAGUUUUCUUCAGGUUCUCCCCCCUGUUGAUUUUGCAUGCGUUUACGGAUCAUCUCUUCAUCCAACCAACCAUGACAAGACAACCAUGAUUGAUUUUAUUCUUGGUGUUUCUGACCCCAAACAAUGGCAUUCUGAGAAUCUGAAAUUGAACAAGCAUCACUAUGCAUCAUGGAUGGUGCACCUUGGUGGAGAGAGGCUGAUUACCGAAGUUGCAGAUAGAAUUGGUGUGGGGGUACAUUUCAACCCUUUUGUUACUUGGAAUGGAAAGAUGUUCAAGUAUGGGGUUGCUCGAACGCAUGAUUUACUUCAAGAUGUGCAGCAUUGGGAGAAGUUCUACUUGUGUGGUCGUUUGCAGAAACCAGUUCAAAUUGUUGUCGAUAAUUUGGACAUAAGCACUAUCAAUUCCGUUAACUUGCGAGCUGCGCUGUCAGCUUCUCUUCUCUUGCUUCCAUCAGAAUUCACAGAGGCAGAUCUGUAUGCUAAAGUUUGUAGUCUUUCAUAUAUGGGUGAUGUGCGCAUGUUAUUUGCUGAGGAUAAAAAUAAGGUGAAGAAAAUUGUAGCUGGGCAGUUUGAUCUAUUCCACUCGAUGUAUAAGCCAUUUCUCGAAGAAUAUGAUGCUAAGAAGUUAUUGAAACUUUCAUCAACUGUCAAUCACAAAAUACACGUCUCUCAGGAUUGUGACUUAUCAGUUGCCUGCUCCCUAGUGUCUGCUCUUCCUCCAUCAAUCAGAAGCCAGAUUGGCAUGAAGCAAGGAGAGGGAAUGAAAUCCAGUCAAACGGGUAGAAUCAUACACGAUAGUAAUAUCAGCUCAAGAGAAGGUGCUGCAAAUUGCUUGCAGAGAAUUCUGAGGAGAAAGGUUAUGGUUUCAAGUGCAAGGCAGGCCAUAUCUGGCCUACUUACUGUUGGUGGGGUAAAAGCUACCAAGUAUGUUGCUAACAAAAUUAAUAAAGCUUGGAAGUCAUGGAGAUGAUGUUUUUUCUGUAAUUACAAACAAUCAUAGAUGGUUUUCUUGCACAUGGGGAAGUUUAAGGGAGAACUAGUUUUGUGACUGUUUUUCUGUUUUCAUUUCUCCCUUUUUAUCCCAUUAUAUUGGAGGUGGCUUUUUUUUCUUCCUUAAAACCCUUUUUUCCCAAUGAAAGGGAAUAGGUGUUACUGUAUUGACAGUGGUUAAGAAUCAAACUGCACUGACAGUAGUUAAGAAUCAAACUGCACUGACAGUAGUUAAGAAUCAAAUAGGGUAUGAAAAUUAAAGAAAUUUGGUCCCAUCAAUAUUUUCUUUCUUUUUAUACUCCUUGAAUUCUCAUUUUCUUUUCAAAUAUUUAUAUGUACUGAAUUUAGUAUCUCAUUAAAAACCGAGUUUUAACUUUAAAGUAGGAUGAAAAGAUGAAAGUGUAUACUUGUGAGAAUUAAAAAAUUAUUAUGCUUCAAAAUUAUGCAAUAGCUAUAUUAUAGAGACUAAAAGUGCUGUUAAUUUGAUUUCCUAUCAAUAUCAAAUCUCAUAGAAAUGGAAACAGCAAGAUUUGUAAUUUCCUUUAAAGCAAUAAAUCAAAGUAGUUAUUUGCCAAAACAUGAAAAGGUAAAGUAUGACUCAACUAACCAACCAAGACAAAAUAACUGACAUAAUGCUUCUGCUAAAGCUAAACUAAAAUAGCAAAACAAGAUGUAAGAAGAAAUAAUAGCAAGUAAAUAGAAGACACAAUUGUACAUAAUAUAGUUCAAAAUUAAACUAAUAUUAAACAUCCAAAUUAAAAUCCUGACAAUAAUUUUGCAGCAGAGUUGAAGAAAAUGUCAUGAAUCACACACAAAGUACCAAUAGGAAAAACACAAAGUAAGAAACUAUUGAACUUAUAAAUUUUGGCAUCUCCUAUAUGUUUCCUAUGAAACUAUUACUAUAACUACUAUCAUUAUUCUUCCAAAAUGCCUCAUUUCAUGUCAGUACCAAUUAAGAGACAUUUGGUUCCUGAUAUUGACUACAGCCUACUUGUAUAUGGAACACCUGCAGCAUAUUGGGUGUCCAGAAUAUCAAUCACCUUGUUGGCUAUAGCACUUGCAUAAACCGAUGAACCUUCACUUACCUGCAUAAGUGAAAUAACUCAUAGUUUAACAUAUAACCAAAUCAAAUGUAAUAAUAAUUCUAUGCAGAGUUUACUUGAUUUUUACCUACCUUGCUGUUGAACAAGAAACUGCAAUAUUCACCUACAUGUCCACCUGCAACAUGGCGAAGUUCCAGCUGAAGUUCAUCCAGAACCUUGGAGACAUACAGUAAACAAUUAACUUUCUUCCUCUGAAACAGUUUGAUAGUAACAUCAUCGUCGACAAUCCGGACAUCAACCUCACUGUCUUUGGAUUUCCUCUGCAGCCAUGAAGUCCUUAUGCUUCCAUUUGGAUCACCAAAAGGCUUUAUGUUACAGCUUUCUGCAGCAGCAUCUUCAGCUUUAAGUGUCUUGCACAUUUCCCUUCCAUGUCUUUUCUUCUCCACCAAUAGUUUCAGCUCAUUCACUGUUCUAAUCAGCUCUCUUAUAUACUCAAUAGCAUCUCCAACCACAGAUGCUCUAUCAACCUGCAUUACACCAAAACUAUCCAUUAAUUAAUCAUUUCAAUCCUAGUUAUCAAAUAAAGCUUCAAAAAAGUUCAUAGUUGUUUACCUUAGUGGGAUUUGGGAUGAGUCCCCUCAAGAUUUUGUACUUCCCAUUCAAUUGCUCUCUUCUUUGUUUCUCUGUUGCAAAAUGUUUUGUAGCUUUUCCUCCUCUUCCUUUACCAACAUUAGCAGCAACCCUAUUGAAUUCCAGCACUCCCAUGUCUCCAUCUCCUUCCAUCUCAUCUCCUCCACCGAAAAGAGAACCAUUCCUCGAGCUAGUCGGCAUGCUAUACCCGCGAGGCAGAGAUUGAAACAACUCUCUGAGGGCCGGUGGCUGUGGAGGAAGGUUCAAAGGAAAUAGAGGAUCAUACAAAACCGACGAUCCACUUGUAUUGUCCGAUGAUCCAAUCGGAAGAUCUCCAAGAAAACUCAUCGAGUUAUGAAAAUUUGGCGGUUUUUGAUUCGGGUUUGUGAGAAAAGAUGAAGCCGAGCAUCUAGGUAAAUGGAGAAGGUUUAAAAGAUCAGGUGAAGGGUAAUGAGGGUCGAGUAUAUUCGACGGAUUGUAGGUUUGGUUAUGGUUUUGCGGCUCAACAAUUUGUUGAAACUGUUGUUCAUGUAGUUGGUGAUGUUCUUGGUGAUUAGCAUAAUCCAUAUUUUGCAACUCAUGAACAUUAGGAUCCCAAGUUGAGUUGUUCUGAUACACCUCUUGCACCAAAUGGUUAUCAAGGUGCUGCGGAUUAUGAUUAUGAUAAGAGAAUCCCUCCUCAGAAGGCCUGAAAUUCUCUUCAAGACUAUUAUUGGUAUUACCUUCAACCACUUGAUUUGGGUGAGUUUGGGAAAAGUUAUUAUCUUUAAGAGAAUUUUGAAUACCUUCAUCCAUUGUGUUGGGAUCAAAGCAACCAGUUUGUUCAUGCAUGUUUUGCUUGUCUCCUGAGCAUGAACUCAUC